This is a messenger RNA of Seminavis robusta, 3084 nucleotides long. Lineage: Eukaryota; Bacillariophyta; Bacillariophyceae; Naviculales; Naviculaceae. The record is from the annotation of a GenBank genome assembly.
AUGUCCUCUGAAGCCCCUGAAAGCUCGUUGGAUACGAUUGAAGAAACGAAAGCAUCCAUUUCUAGCAGCAUGGGCGAAGAAUCCGGGGCCUCGCAAGUGGACGAUUUUGCCGUAGGGGGUACAGGAGGAGGAGUACUACAGAGACCUCUGCAAGCCACAUUUCAGGCAACCAUGAGAGAGGAAGCCGCGUUGAUGCCAGAUUCCUUUCAGACACAUCAGGAGGAGGAAGAUGUAGAUCUGGAGUCGUCUCUCAAUACUAAACGAGCUCCAAGCUCGGAAUCGCAAGAUAUGGAUAGUAGACAACUUGUAGAAGAAAGAGAAGAAGAAGAACACCCACAGACUGAUGAUGUCACAACGGACAUCAGCGACAAGGCAGACAGUUACAUUGGUGAGGUCGACGAAUCCGAACAUGACCAAGACCUGCCAGUGCCCAAUACUAAUAAACCUGGACAGUCCAGGCGCUCGCAGUCUGCAGGAUCUCCCGUGAAUACGUCGUCCAAAAUGCUACAACGACAGUACCAACGGCGGAGUGGCAAGGAUGAUAUCGAGUUUGUUGCUGGCGGCAGCAGUCGUUCCAACUCACCCGUCCGUCCCAACGCCAAGACGCCGCUACGAAGUUCGGCAAAGUCGUCCAGCACUGCAACCGGAGAUUUGGGAGUGCGACGUGGGACUCUUCUGAGUAGUGAAAGCGCGACGAAACGUGGAGACGGACGCUUGGGAAAUUCCAGCCUGCGAGAUUUGGAUUCGUCAUCAGGAGGACAAGGACAAAGACGCCGCCACUCGUACCAUGCUCGGAAACAACCAAACGACGAUAGCUUGUCUGAUUCGUCCGACUUUUUCGUGGAAAUACAGAAGAAAGGAACAUUGGGCAGUCAUUUGGUGCAUCCUUCUACUGGAAAAGUAAAAGUGAAACGGGAAUCCGCCAUUUCAAGGAGAUCCAGCACAGACAGCAUUGAUUCCAUUGAUAUGACCAUUAUGCAGGAUCCCGCCGAGGAACUCUUGAACAAGAUUGGCGAUUUGAAGGUCAAGCCCGUCACCGAAGCAUCCCUCCAAGCGGCCAAGGACAAAUCAGCCAGUACCAGGCUCUUUGCCAAACGAAAACCACCGAAAAUUGAUCAAAGGGUAAACCUCAUGGAUGCUACGGCAGGAAACUACGAGACUGGAAGCAACAGCAGCACCAGUGGGAGUGGCAUCAGUGGUAAUAGUAGUGGCAGAGGCAGUAAACGACUCAAUGCACCAUCGCGACCCAAAAAGUACCCUUCUCGACAACGCAAUGCCAGCAAAGCGGAUGUUGGAUUGGUCGAAAUGAUUACGGGCGGUGGGUCGUCAGACUCGACAUCAUCCAAACGCUAUCGAAGUAAACGGCCAGCCACAAUACCCGAGAAACAAACGAGUUUCUGGUGUCGCUGGGAAGUUUUUGCCUUUUUGUGGUUCCUCCUGUUGGUGGCCGUGCUGUGUGUUCUUCCAUUAUUUGUGAAACAAACAGGUGGAGGAAGCGAGGCAACAAAGUCGGGAAUCAACAACAACCUCGACCGAACAAGUGACCCUGCCGAUCUCGAGACAAAGAGCUAUCGAGAUGGUACCGUGUUCUUGCCACCGCACGCGACAGAAGCAACCGCUAAUGAUCGCUAUUUUCGGGAUGGCACCAUCAGCUUACAACAACCACACGUCCAUGCAGCGACUGCUAAUAGUGAUCUGCUGCUGUCCCCCAGCACAACCAGCAAGAUGAGCGAAAUGACGCAACAAGUGGCCGCCCUUGAAGAUCAGCUGUCAGAAUUGAAGGAGCUGAUAGUGCAGCAUGGAAUCUCAAAAGCUGAUUCUCUGGAUUGGAGCACUUUCCACGACACCGACGACAAUGACUUCCAAGCCAUGACACCUCAAACCAAGGCUUUGUUAUGGUUGGCUCAUCACGACACACUGCAUACCGGUACGGAAGCUCGUGAUGUUCAGCACCACAAGCUCUUUCAACGGUAUUCUCUUGCGGUGCUCUACUACGCAACUCAUGGGCUCCAUCGAAAUGGGACAAUGAGUCUUAUUCCUAAUACUGGUCAUGGUCAUACUGACUUUUUCCCAACAUCAUUUCUGUAUCAAAAGGAGCAUGAAACAUCUUGGAUCAAUAGCCAUGGGUGGCUGUCAAAGGAAUCAGUUUGCGGUUGGAUUGGAGUUGUGUGCGCGAACAACUCUGAUGAGGAGGAAAUUCUUGCAGUGAACUUGACAAACAACGGCCUUAGCGGCAAGCUGCCCCUGCAAGAGUUGACUACUACGCUGAGGUGGAGCCUCCAUGCGUUCGAUCUCAGCGGGAACAACAUACACGGAUGUCUUGACUUUGGCAUGCCAUGGCCCCGUCUUCAAAAAAUCUACAUGCAGAACAACUUCUUGAGUGGAACCCUUCCCGUCGUCUGGUUGAAAGGAUGCAAAGCAAUGGAGGAGAUCCUUCUUUCGGGCAAUUACUUUGAAGGAUCUAUACCUGAGCUAGCAUUCGAAGACUCCGACAGUCUUCGACGAAUUCAGCUGGACCAUAACAAGCUAUCAGGCAGGGUGCCAGUUUUGGGCCAUUUGCUCCAGUUAGAGUACCUGGAAUUUCAGGGCAACUCCUUUACAGGCCCGUUUCCCAUUGGAGUUUUCAUGCUUUCGAAUCUUGUCACGCUAAGAGCCGGCAGCAAUCUCUUGAGUGGCACUCUCUCUACCGACCUGUCCAACAUGAUUGAUUUAGAGGUACUGGAAGUGGAAAACAAUCGACUAGAGGGAACGGUUCCUGAUGUCUUUUACACGCUUCCGAACAUGACACACCUCUCGCUGCGCGGCAACGGUUUUAGUGGACCGCUCCCCGAGAGCUUGGCGGCAAUGGAGAAACUAGAGACAUUGUCGUUGGAGGAGAACCAGUUUUCCGGUACCUUGUCGCCUUCCUUGAGUGCCCUAACCAAUCUGAAAUCACUACUGCUGCAUCACAACCGCCUAUCCGGGAAGGUGCCAGAUGAAGUGUGUGCGUUGAAAGAGGGCUUUUUCAAUUUGAAGAAACUGGGGCACGUAGCUGCCGAUUGCGAGCAGAAGAUUCAAUGUGCGUGUUGCGACGAAUGUUACUAG